UAUAACUUAAAUUAACUUUUAUUUAUAAUUUUUAGUUAUAGUAUCAGUAAUAAUUGCUAAUCAUUUAUAAUAUAUAUCAAUAUUUAAUUUCAUAUAAAAGUAAGUUGUGUGGUUAGAUCAUGUGUGUUAUUUGUUUUUAGUAAAACGUAACUUAAAAUAAUAGUAAUAUUAAUAUUAAAAGUAUGUCGUCCUCUGGAGAUUUCGGUAAUCCUCUAAGAAAAUUUAAAUUAGUAUUUUUGGGCGAACAAAGUGUGGGUAAAACGUCGCUGAUCACUAGAUUUAUGUAUGAUAGUUUUGAUAAUACAUACCAGGCGACCAUUGGUAUUGAUUUUUUAUCAAAAACAAUGUAUCUAGAAGAUAGAACUGUAAGAUUACAAUUAUGGGAUACAGCUGGUCAAGAGAGAUUCCGAAGUCUUAUUCCUUCUUAUAUUAGAGACUCUACAGUUGCAGUUGUUGUUUAUGAUAUAACAAAUGCUAAUUCUUUUCAUCAGACAUCUAAGUGGAUUGAUGAUGUAAGAACUGAACGGGGUAGUGAUGUAAUUAUUAUGUUGGUUGGUAAUAAAACUGAUUUGACCGAUAAAAGGCAAGUUUUAGCAGAAGAUGGUGAAAGAAAAGCCAAAGAGUUAAAUGUUAUGUUCAUUGAAACUAGUGCUAAAGCUGGUUACAAUGUCAAACAAUUAUUUAGAAGAGUAGCUGCUGCCUUACCUGGUAUGGAUGUUGCUGAAAACCGACCUCCAGAAGACACUGUUGACUUGCAGAAUCAUGCAGCCACUGAAGGUAAUUCACAAGGGUCGGAAAAUAGCUGUUUAUGUUAACUACUAUUAUACUAAUUAUUUUUUAUGUAAUUUGUAAUAUUUUUUAUACAACAUACAUUAUAUCUACUAUUUAAAUUGUACGACUUCCUACAGUUUUAUAAUUUCAGAACAAUGGUUCGAAGGAUUAUUUUAUAACUCAUUAUCUAAUGUGUGUUGGCUAUACAUUUUUUUUUUAGUUUUUAUAAAAGUUUGGUAGGAAAAGAUUAGUCAUUGACAUCUUUUUAUUUUUUUAAUUUAUUAUUAAGCUUUACAGCCAUAGGCACAAUAUGAUAGGUCUUAGAUCACUCUAGUUCUAUCACUCCCCCCCCCCCAAAA
Messenger RNA from Daktulosphaira vitifoliae (grape phylloxera), 1130 nucleotides. It is a transcript of the gene Rab6, whose product is annotated as ras-related protein Rab6. Lineage: Eukaryota; Metazoa; Arthropoda; Insecta; Hemiptera; Phylloxeridae. Bases 183 to 815 code for a protein of 210 amino acids. The transcript has 7 exons. The record is from RefSeq and is a predicted model, not a curated record. Gene Ontology annotation, molecular function: GTPase activity; GTP binding.